This is a messenger RNA of Lodderomyces jiufengensis, 1332 nucleotides long. RefSeq lists its product as uncharacterized. The record is from RefSeq and is a predicted model, not a curated record. Gene Ontology annotation, biological process: translational initiation. Gene Ontology annotation, cellular component: eukaryotic translation initiation factor 4F complex; cytoplasm. The transcript has a single exon. The coding region runs from base 1 to 1332 and encodes 443 amino acids. Gene Ontology annotation, molecular function: RNA 7-methylguanosine cap binding; translation initiation factor activity. NCBI's taxonomy places the organism in Eukaryota, Fungi, Ascomycota, Pichiomycetes, Serinales, Debaryomycetaceae.
AUGUCUGAAAAUUUAAAAAGAGCAGAAUCAUUAUUUAAUAGAAUUAUGAAUCAAGGUUCAGAUUCUUCAAUAUCAACUAUAUCUUCAACUCCACAACAACAAUCUCAACAACAAAAUUACAGAUCGAAAUAUAACAAUAACAAUAAUAAUAAUAAUAACAAUAAUAACAACAGUCAAAAUAACGAUUCAUAUUCAAAUAAUCAUCGUCAUCAUCAUACUAAUAGUUAUCAUCAUCAUAAUAAUUCUCAACAACAUAUAAAUCAUAAUAUAUCAUCAUUAGAAAUUGCAAAAUUACCAAAAUUAGAUAUAAUAAAAUUAACUCAAGAAGCAAUAUCAACAAUAAAAGAAGAUGAACAUAUUUUACCUUAUUGUUGGACAAUUUGGCAUCAUUCAAGAAAUAAAAAAAAUCAACAACUAAUAGAAUCUGAUGAAGAUUCUACUAAAUUACAAAACAAUCCAGGAGUUGAUUCUUAUUUACAAACUACAAAUCAAUUACAAUUUCAACAUUUUGAUCAAAUUAUACAAAAUAUAAUAACUAUUGAACAAAUGUGGACUAUGUUUUCAACAAUAAAAAAUGGGUUUAAAUUAAGUAUAGGUACUGAAUUUUUAAUUUUUAAAACUGGUAUAAAUCCAGUUUGGGAAGAUCCAUUAAAUUCUCGUGGUGGUAGAUGGGUAUUUCGUUUUAAUAGAAAAUUACAAGAUCAAACAACAACAACAACAACUACAACAAAUGGUAAUAACUCACCAAGUUUAAAUAAUGAUUAUCCAUUUACAUCAAUUGAAAAAUUAAGAAAAAGAUCAAGUUUAAUUUGGGAAAGAAUAGUUUUAAAAAUUUUAACUGGAAAUUUUAUCCCUUCAUCAAACACCACAGAAAUUAAAAAAAUUUUAUUAAAUGAUAUUUGUGGAAUUGUUCUUAGUGUAAGAAAAGAUGAAGAUAUAAUAUCUAUAUGGAAUUCAAAUUUAAAUUUUUUAAAAAAUUCAACAACAAAAAAUAAAUUAACAAGUUUUCAAGCAAGAAGAAUUAUAUGUGAUUCAAUUUUAAGAAUUAUAAGAGAAUGUGAUGAAAUUUUAGAUAAUGGUACUAAUUGUAUUACAACUUUAGAUAAUGGAUCAAAUGAAAGAGUUUUAGGAGUUAGUUUUGAAUAUAGAUUACAUGUUGAAAGUCCAUUAAAUCAAGAUUCUUUAAAUUCAAAUAAUUUAAAAAAUGAUAGAAGCAAAAAUGGUAGAUUUUCAAAUAAAAAUUAUAAUCAUCAUCAUCAUAAUAAUAAUACUAAUAAUAAUACUAAUAUUAAUGAUCAUUAUAAUAAAAAUAUUCCAACUGAAUCUAGUUAG